AUGGCUUCAUUCCAAUUCUUAGACUCCCGCGAUGAAGACGAGCUUCACAAGUCCCGUCUUUUAAACGUCGAAGAGAAGCCCUUCAAGCGCGUCACCAAACGUCUCCUUGCACCAGGCUCGCUCCUUGUCACGCCCAACAAACUCCUCACUCCACCACCCGAGAAUGCCUCAGAAGACGCCGAGUCUCCCGAUGCCGCGCUACAGAAGCAGCUCGAUGACCGUCGCCAAUUCGGAGAGGAUGUGGAGUUCGACUUCGCCGCGUUCGACUACAGUAUCUCCCGGAUCCAGUUUCUGCUGAACAGCAACGAGCGCGAACGCGCACGAUAUCAGGCCGACAAACAGCGAAUCUUGGAGACUGCACAAGCUGUUAGGGACAGCACGGCGCAAUUGCGAUUGCAGCUUGAGGAGUCAAAGAAGACGUUGGAACAGCGCAAGAAAUUCGAUAAAUUGGCUGAGAAGAUCACGAAUAAUCAGCUAUUGAAGCCGAGGGAUGUACAAGAGGGUAAUCUGGCUAAAUUGGAGGAGGAAUGUAAGGGCUUGGAGCGGGAGAGCCAUGCGUAUAGUGUUACGUGGAAGGAGAGAAGAGAGCAAUUUGGUCGCAUUGUGGAGGAGGGUAUGCAGUUGAGACGGUUGAUCAGGGAUGAGAAAGAGGAAGUUGAGCGCAGGGAGGGUAUGGAUGGUGGCGAGGAAGAUGGAGAAGCUGGUGAGGGCUCUAGGGGAGGCCAGACGCCGAAGCAUAGCAGUCAAAGUGGAAAUGCCACGCCCAGACCAGAUGGGCUGACACAAGGAUUGGAGUCAGGUCUCAAACCCAGACCACUCCCCUCAGGAUCUAUAUCGAGAUCAGGAAGUAGAAGCAAUAGCCGGGCUGCUUCACCUGCUGGAUCUGAACGUCGGAGAGAAGCUGAUGAGAAUGAGGAUUUAGCUAUGGGUGACGCUGGAACAAAGAUCGAAGAGAGCGACGCCGUUGCUGAUACGCCCAUGGCGGAGGCUACAGAGUCGCAAAUGGAGGUCGAGACACCACGGGUCGUUAUCGAAGAGCCCGUUGACGAGCCGGAGGAAGGUGCCGAAGAGGGAGAGGCGGAAGACAAGAUGGAUACUACCUAG
This is a messenger RNA of Cadophora gregata, 1104 nucleotides long. RefSeq lists its product as uncharacterized. Gene Ontology annotation, cellular component: THO complex part of transcription export complex. Gene Ontology annotation, biological process: mRNA processing. NCBI's taxonomy places the organism in Eukaryota, Fungi, Ascomycota, Leotiomycetes, Helotiales, Ploettnerulaceae. The transcript has a single exon. The coding region runs from base 1 to 1104 and encodes 367 amino acids. The record is from RefSeq and is a predicted model, not a curated record.